AAAUAAAAUACACAAAACAGAUUUGAGCGUGUGGCAGCAAGUGUAAGUUAUCCAGUUAUGAUGCUGACCAAUCACGUCCACACACACACUCCUUACACUUUCCCUUAUCAACCACCAAUCUGUCUUGUGCCACCCACAUCAACAUGUCCACCACCACCGCAGGUGCAGCUCCGGCCACCGCCUUCUCAACCCGAAACUCAUACCCAUUAUCAUCACCCCCUCCUCAGAAAACCAUAUUUCAAGGUGUGUCAAUUCAAGAUGCCAAAAGAAGUCUCUCUGUUUCGUUCAAUAAAACCACUGACAAAACGUCAGCGAUUUCGAAACGAAACAGAGGACUCGAAAUCAAUGCAAGAAAAACCGCAGGGGCUUCGAAGCAGAUCGAAGUGGAAGUUGACAAGCCUUUGGGUCUCACUUUGGGUCCAAAGCCCGGUUCGGGUGGUGGUGUUGUUAUAACGGGAGUUGAUGGUGGUGGGAACGCUGCGAAAGCCGGGUUGAAAGUUGGAGAUCAAGUGAUAUAUACUAGUAGCUUUUUUGGUGAUGAGCUUUGGCCUGCUGACAGGCUUGGGUUCACCAAAACUGCGAUUCAGGCUGUGCCCGAUUCGGUUUACUUUGUGGUUAGCAGGGGUGUUGAUGUAGAUGUUAAACGACUGCCAAAACGACCUGCUCCCCCUCGUUUUGGACGCAAAUUAACCGAUGCUCAAAAGGAGCGAGCAACUCAUAUUUGUUUGGAUUGUGGAUACAUAUACACGCUAUCAAAGCCUUUCGAUGAUCAGCCGGAUGGCUACUUGUGUCCCCAAUGUAGAGCACCAAAGAAGAGGUUCACUAGGUAUGAUCCGGCCACCGGAAAACCGAUCGGCGGGACACUGCCACCCAUUGGUGUGAUUAUUGGACUUGUAGCUGGUCUUGCUGGAGUUGGAGCAUUGCUUGUUUAUGGUCUUCAGUGAACAACAUUCAUUUUCAAUAAUAUGUUUCCUUUCUCUUGUAUUUGGUGACCAACAUGAGUAGUGUAUCAAAAAACCCUAUAUUUAUAAAUUAUAUUUACGUAUACACAUAAUGAACGCGUAGGCACAGAUCUACAUGUGUCACGUGACCUCGGUAACUUUUUUUUAUGUGUUAUGUAUUAGUAUCACAUUCGAAUAACAUUGUAAAUUUUCAAAUACCAUAUGUGUUUUUGUUUUUAA
This is a messenger RNA of Helianthus annuus (common sunflower), 1181 nucleotides long. RefSeq lists its product as uncharacterized. Lineage: Eukaryota; Viridiplantae; Streptophyta; Magnoliopsida; Asterales; Asteraceae. Gene Ontology annotation, molecular function: iron ion binding; protein binding. The record is from RefSeq and is a predicted model, not a curated record. The coding region runs from base 144 to 944 and encodes 266 amino acids. The transcript has 6 exons.